Schistocerca americana (American grasshopper) is the source of this 618-nucleotide messenger RNA. RefSeq names its product proline-rich protein HaeIII subfamily 1-like. NCBI's taxonomy places the organism in Eukaryota, Metazoa, Arthropoda, Insecta, Orthoptera, Acrididae. The transcript is spliced from 3 exons. Bases 1 to 618 code for a protein of 205 amino acids. The record is from RefSeq and is a predicted model, not a curated record.
AUGGAUAUUCAUGUUCUUCAAAGCCAGCCCGCCCAGAAGGUCGCGUUUAAAGACUCUUCCACGGUUCGUGUGGGUAAUAAACUUGUCCGCAAUAAGCCACCCACCCAGCCCUCUGCUAUGCGACCCAAGCAUUUGGUCCGCGGCGGGUUCCAGCCGCGCCUUCCGACUUCGCUGCCGCCCCCAGGGCAGCAGCAGCAGCCGUCGCCGCUACCACGCCGACAGCCCGUCCCGUUGAUGCCUCCCGCGCAGCUUCUUCCGGGAGCGCCCCAGGUGGUCGCUCCGGCGCCUGCGGUCCCUCUUCAGUCGCCACCGCCUUCGGAGCUGAUGGACGUCGACCCCUCAGCCGGGCCGCCUUCCCAAGCGGUGGCUGUGCAGCCUGUCCUGCAGCCGCUUUCCUUGGGCACCCCCAAGGAGUCUGACACCGCAGCGCCUUGUCCGGCGCCCACUCAGCAGCCGUCGACGCAGCGUCAGGAGACGCUGCCUCGAUUCGUGGGUCCCGCCGCCCCGUCGCGUCCAGUACCAGAAGCUGCGCCCGUGGUCACAGAGCCUGAAUCCAUCAAGAAAGUGUCUCCAGUGCACCUGACCAUUAGGAAAAGUCUUUGUGAUACUGUCACCUAG